UUUUUAUCCUGUUUGCAACAUCAACAAGCGUCGUGAUCAGAUCUCUCUCUCUCUCUCUCUCUCUCUCAAUCUGCGUGCUGCUGCUUGGCUGUAGAUUCCCUCUCCUGCUCAUUGCCCCCACGCCACCCUCUCCAAUCCAUCGACAUGCCCAAACCAACCCUCAUCCAAACUGUCUUUCGGAAACCCACCAGAUCCUACGCCAGCGCCAAUUACCGAAAUCCUUAUGCAGACUAUGACGAUGAUAGUCUUUACGACUCAUACAGGUCUGCAUCGCCCGCGCCGUCAAAAUAUACCUCGCAUAUGGAUCAUGGGGUCCACUUGGGAUACACAGAGAUCAAUAACCCACGUUAUGCGACUGCAGGCGGCUCGUCAAAGAGGAGAUCAACAGUCUCUGGAGGAGCAGGUGUCGCCCGAGCGUCUGUCGCCACUGAAACUGGAGAUGGUUCGACUCAACCCAGUGCAGGGACCAUGUUUCCUAAACCCGUCAAGAGGACAAGUGGCACAGUCUCCGUACGAGGAACCAUGGUAGUCGUCACGUCGAAUGAUGUUGACGACUUGACCGAAGUGACGAGGUCAGGGACAGUCAAAAAGAAGAAGAAGAAGACAUUGUCUCAACCUGGUGGAAGUGAAGUGGGAUCAGUGAUUUCCAGCGUAUCGCGGACACCAACAGCACGCCGUACCAAUCAAUCCGCUCCAUCGACCCUGGCUCAUCCGAAACCCUCAUCGUCUGUGAGGUCGAGGACUCCUCGACCAGAGUACGACAUUGUCGAUUCAUCCGCAUCCUCUCCUCAAUCUACCAUGGCUCCUCCUCCUCUGCCGCGAAGGAAGCCUAAACCUGCUCCUAUCUCGACCCCUCUGGAAUCGAUGAUCGCACCUCCCUUGACUCCGCCUAUCUCAGAGAAAUCUGAUUCAAAUUCUAGACAUCGGGAUUAUCACUCUGGCCCAGAGGAUCCAAACGAACAUCCUGCCCCUCUCCCUACACGACCUAUCAAGUCACCAAAACGCAAAUCUGUUGGUAGCGCCACUCACAUGGAUGACGACGGGGACGAGCAAGACAUCUUCUAUACACCAAAGACCAGUAUUGACCCAAACUCCGCCAGAUCAACCAUGGUCGAACCUCCUACUUCAGCUCAACUCGCCCCACCUGCACCACCUGCCGUCGUCUUUCAGCCUGCUACACCUGCUGUAGAGCCGGACGAGACACCAUUCCAUUCUGAGCAGAGCUCUACUGUCUCCGCCACCCUGCAUCCGAAUGACAAUCCAAUCGAGAAAGUCACACCUCGACGUUCAAGGGACUCAGUCCAAUCACCAACACCAAAGAGACGCACUCGUAAAGCGCCUCCACCUGUCGACCCGACAGGCGACGAUGCGGAUGACGCAGAGAGCGGCGCGAGUGAGAUUGGAGCUGAGGAAUCACAGGAGCUAGAAAGCAGACGUGUCUCCCCUGGAGCCCCUAGUCGAGUGGAUUCUGCCCGUUCUAGUCCAAUCGAGGGAUCCCGUUCUCGACCGCCAUCCGUGACGGACUCGAGUAGAGAACCUAGGCCUAAAUCUAGAGCUUCGGCACGAGGAUCAAAUUAUGAUGAUUUCGUGGUCGUUCGACGAGAUUCGUCCUAUGCUAGAUCGGAGGUCUCCCUAGGAGGUCGAUCGGCUCGAUCGGCUCGAUCCGGACGCGAGGGCUCUGUCAGCGGCACGAGCGGGUACGGCAAAGGCGGUUGGGCGGCCGCCGCUGCGAGCGCUUCUGGUGCCACUUCACCGGUUGGCAUGUACAUGCCUACGAAUGGACACGAUGGAUGGGCAGAUUUCCAUCCCCCGCCCAGACAGUCCAAAUUCACUCCCCUCCCUCCAGCAUCUCAACCUCAGACGUUUGAUCGACUUGUGCACGGCGUACAAGAUCGGCAAGAACCGCCAGAAGAGUCAUACCCGAGUUCUUACGAGAGCUCAGACGAUGAAGAUGAUCAACUCCCUCAACCGAGUCGAUCCUAUGCUCGACGCACAAACGAUCCUUCACCAUCGCACAGUCUACCGAGCUCCAACAGCGCACCUACCCCGCCCGAAGUGUAUCAACAGCAGCGCUUAGAUCAACUGAUGAUUCACCAACCCUCCCGUCUGGCUCCCGAAUCUGAGCCUGAUUCGCCCAGUUCCUGGCACCAGGACACAUUAAGACGGCUGGUAGGAAUAUCCCUUGGGAAUGGCCCGAUCAAUCACCCCGGUUUGCCCGAACGACCGGACUCCCGAUCCGAGCUUUACGCUACAAUUCCCCGAAUCGAUACAGAUACGAGCCCUGACGGACGUCCAUCAUCACGUCGAAGUCAAACUGCUCCUUCCGAGACUGCCACUUACCUCUCUAUGCCAUAUAGCACUCGAUCCUACUCUGAUCGCCCAAUGUCACCCACUCGAGAAUUCAGUGGUCCACCUCGGCCUAGCUCUCGAGUCGGAUUCGAGCCGCCAUCCAUGUUGAACCCAGACACCCUGACUCUUCUACCUGAAAUGUCGGCAGAAGAUUCCGCCAAAACCUACGAAGCGCCGGAGAUACCCCGACCACCGUCUAGAAAACAGGGCAGUGUGAAGCGAGCUGCGAGCGUCUUCAGUGUCCGCUCCAGAGCAUCCAAAAGCGAAUUUGAGGAUUAUGCGGAGGAGAGAAAGGACGUUGUUGGCGAGUUGUUGCCGAUCCGCAAGGCGAAAUCCGCAGUCAGCUUCAGAAACAGCGGUCAACAGGAUUGGGAAGGUAGCAGUGCGGGAGAGGGCGUCUUGAUGGAGUCUCAUGGUAGAGAUUCAGAUAGCGUCGGAGGUUACACGAGUGGUCUCGUUCUGCCUGCCGGAGCAUACAAGCCUGCCGAUCCUACCAAGAGUGCAUCCGAGAUCAAUGCUCGAAUCCUCGGUAUGCCCCAUGCCAAUAUGGCUGCCGUUACGCUGGCCACACUGCCAUCACGAGAUACCCCACUCCAUCUUCGUACCAUGAACCCUCCCGUCGACUUUACGUCAUAUGUCAAACCUCCCACGAAAGUCGGCAAGGGUCAACUUUUGGUGCAGAUAUACGCCACUGCUGUCGACGUUUCGGAUAUCAGGGCGCUUGACGACAAGACGAAGGCCGAUGUGCACAAGUGGGUUCCGGGCCGAAGCUUCGUCGGACGGUGCUUGAGUGCUGGGAUGGACGAAAAGGACAUUGUCAGGGGUGAUAUCGUUGUGGGCCUGCUGGAUAUCAAGAAGAGCGGUGCACUGGCCGAAUACAUCCUGUGCGAUCGCCGUCGACUCGCGCGAGCUCCCUACCCUACUUCCUUGACCUUGGAACAGAUGUCUCUCUUGCCCCUGCAAGGUAUUCCCGCGGCUCGGUUGAUUCGAGCGGCACUGGUCCGCAACUCUCGGGCUCUCAUCAUGGACGCCAAUGCCGGUAUCGCCGCAUUGAUCUGCCAAGAAAUGAGUCGAGCCGGCGUCAACGUGACUGCGCUGAUCCCCGGAGGAGAAGACACACACGAAGCUCAAACGGCAUGUAUGGCGAAUGGCGCGCGAGGUGUCUUGAUCGGAUCACCGGCAGCUGUCAUUUUGAGUUUGGAUGAAGGUGGAUGGGAUUUCAUUUUCGAUACUGCGGGUGGUCAACGAGUAUAUGAAGCUGCGAAGCGGAUCUUAAAGAAUGGAGCGAGAUUGGUCAGUACGGUCAAAUACGACGUCAAUGCCGUUUCGCCCAUUCAUAAUCGGACGUCUGGAUUCAAAGCCCUCCGAAUGGCAUUUGCAAACAAGCGCAAGGAUUCAAAAUUCAUUUCGUUCGAAUACCUCGCUCCGGCUGGAACGGGAGAACCAGAGGUAGAUGCCUCUGGGAUGGACUGCAGAGAUGUCUUGGAGGACACUGCGAUGGUUGGAUUUAGACCCGUCGUGAGGGAUGUUUUCCCCUUGGAAAGGGGUCCAGAGGCGUUCAAACCUGUCAAGGGGCCCCAUGUGUCGGUCGUCAGGUUGGUCAACUAGGAGUUUGAGUGGAUCAUAUCUUGAACAUGCAUUUAUAAUUUGAG
Molecule: messenger RNA, 4001 nt
Organism: Kockovaella imperatae
Lineage: Eukaryota; Fungi; Basidiomycota; Tremellomycetes; Tremellales; Cuniculitremaceae
Exons: 3
Coding region: 145-3957 (1270 amino acids)
Cellular component (GO): mitochondrion
Source: RefSeq, a predicted model, not a curated record